GGAGGAGGAGGAGGAGGGCGCGCUCCAAGAUGGCGGCGGCGGGGCCCGAGUCAGGGGGCAGCAGCGGCAGCAGCGGUGGUUUGGCUGAUCUCAGCUUUUUGUGCUGCUCAGUGGUCUCAUUUCGAAGAGGAUCAUCCACCUUCAAAAAAUCACUCACCCCUGAGAUGCCAGGUUCUUCUGGGCAGCCAGGCUCGCAGACAAUAAAGAAAGGGCACAGAGGAGUGGAUUCCACGGGCGAGACCACCUACAAAAAGACGACAUCAUCAGCCUUGAAAGGUGCCAUUCAGCUCGGCAUCACACACACGGUUGGAAGCUUGAGCACCAAACCCGAAAGAGAUGUUCUCAUGCAGGACUUCUACGUAGUAGAAAGUAUUUUCUUCCCAAGUGAAGGGAGUAACCUGACCCCAGCUCAUCACUACAAUGACUUUCGGUUUAAAACCUACGCGCCGGUGGCCUUCCGCUAUUUCCGGGAGCUGUUUGGGAUCCGACCGGAUGACUACCUGUACUCGCUCUGCAGCGAGCCCCUCAUCGAACUUUCAAACUCCGGGGCCAGUGGAUCCCUCUUCUAUGUAUCCAGCGAUGACGAGUUCAUCAUCAAAACUGUUCAACACAAAGAGGCUGAGUUCUUACAGAAGCUGCUGCCUGGCUAUUACAUGAAUUUGAACCAGAACCCAAGGACGCUGCUGCCAAAGUUUUACGGCUUGUACUGUGUCCAGGCUGGAGGCAAAAACAUCCGCAUUGUCGUGAUGAACAACCUGCUGCCACGCUCUGUCAAAAUGCACCUGAAAUACGACCUGAAGGGUUCCACCUACAAACGCCGAGCAUCCCAGAAGGAGCGGGAGAAGAUCUUUCCAACAUACAAGGACUUAGAUUUCAUGCAGGACAUCCCCGAUGGCCUCUUCUUGGACUCUGACAUGUAUAACGCUCUGUGCAAAACGUUACAGAGAGACUGUUUGGUCCUGCAGAGCUUUAAAAUCAUGGAUUACAGUUUGCUUGUUGCCAUCCACAACAUCGACCUGGCCCAGAGAGAGCACGCAAUGGCAGAUGGGACAUCCCAGACGGAUAUGCGGCGACCCGCUGCCCAGAAGGCCCUCUACUCCACAGCCAUGGAAUCCAUCCAGGGAGAGGCCCGGCGAGGCGGCACCAUAGAGACCGAUGACCAGAUGGGAGGCAUCCCAGCCCGUAACGCCAAGGGGGAGCGGCUGCUGCUGUACAUCGGCAUCAUUGACGUGCUGCAGUCCUACCGGUUUGUCAAGAAGCUGGAGCACUCGUGGAAGGCCCUUGUGCACGAUGGGGAUACCGUUUCUGUGCACAGACCCAGCUUCUACGCUGAAAGAUUCCAGCGGUUCAUGUGCAACACAGCCUUCAAGAAAAUACCCCUAAAGCCAUCCCCUUCCAAGAAGGGCCGGCCUGGCAUGGCAGUCCCUCGGCGGAGCUGUCAAGGAGGAGUGCCUUCCCAAACACAGAUGUCGUGUGAGACAAGGGCACAAGUAACGACAGAGGCAGAUGUUGAGCAAGGUUCCCACCUUGGUCGCCCAGAUCUUCUGCCCAGGACUCUGCCAGUAGAUGAAGCCAACAGUGACUCCAUCGCAACCACCCUGUCCACCUCUUCCUUGGGCAGUGGAGGCCUCAACUCACCUGCAAACAGGUCAGUGGGCGUGCAAGUGCAUAAAGCUGACAGCUCAGCAAAGGAUUUGCCUAGAACAGCUCCUGGCAUCUUCCUGUCUAGUGGCUCCCCAGGGCCUUCCGUACCCGAGCGCUCUGCAGAGCUGAGAGAGCAGCUUGAAGACCUGCAGGAGACAGAGAUAAGCUUUUGAAGCAACAUGGAGGCCUUGGCGAUGGAAGCAGAUUGUUCUGUGCUCUCUGGAGUCUGACAACCAUUCAGCCCCCGUUGCUGAUUCAUUAUAUUUUGUAUUUUAUAAAAGAAACCUUGUCUGGACAGAAACCUUGAAGCUGGAGAGGCUGGGUUACACAUAGCGGGAUAGGAUUAACAAAGCGCGCCAGCACGGCUGCGUCUCGGACACCAGGGAGUCUCCUCCCAGCAGAGCCCACCGCUGCAUCCCUGCCAUCUUCCUUCCUUCGAAGCCAGGCGGGAGCAGAGCCGGCUGGCGGGAGGAGGAAUGGCUCCGCGUGGGCUGUAGUGCGCUGGAAAAGGGAUCUGACUUGCAGGGAGUUGGCUGCUUACGAUGCUGACACCGUAAACAGUGCGGAAGCGGGUGGCUCUUUGGAGUUACUAGGGGAGAAGGGGGCUUUAGAGCCUCGUGGGGUAGCUGGCACAGAGCAACGUACGUUUAUUUUGUAUUUCCGACGAGUUUUUAAUUUCAGCGUUUCUCUGAACUUGGUCACAUCACUCUUUUUAGUCCUACGGUAGAGUCAUUCUUUUUUUCUUUAAUAAAUAGGGGGUUUUUUAGUGUUGCACCGAGCAGUAUCCCAUGGCAGAGAAGCAGAAAGGGAGAGCGGGAGUUAUGCUGCCCAUGGACAAGCUCCUCUCCCCUGCCAGCUGCUCUCGGCUGCCGAAGCCUCCUCCGUGUUCACUCCUGCAUCGCCUCAUGACAGCGACGAGGAGGGUUGCCCAGAGGACUUUGAAUGUGUGAAGCUUUUUCAGACGUCAGGGAGGUUUUUAGGAUCGCUUUCACCCCGGUUUUUAAACAAAGCUCUUUGGUCCCUUCCCCGCCGAGCAGGGAGUCGCAGGAGAAGGGAGACCUUUGUCAGGGGCACUAUUUUUAAAGUAUUUCUAAAGCAAAUGGACCAAACCCAGCUGCUCCGCUCCCUUCCCCGGCCUCCAUCCUGUGCUGGCACCCCCUGCAAAUUCCUUCGCCGUUUUAUAGCUCGACUCCCUUUUGAUAUCUCGCCUGUAGCAACACCGGUGCUCCCAGUGGUUUUGAAACCGGAUCCCUACCUAAGCGGGACUGACUUCUGCCUCCAACAAAGCACGAGGUGUUCUGAGUCCGAUUUUAAAUGGAACAAUCAGCUGGAGGGUAGAGAUGGAUCCGCUGCUGAUCCCCCAUGCCUGCUGCAGGCGCUGCUCUCCCGAGCUCGGAGCAGGCAUCAGACUGAUUGUUAUUUUGACUAAAUGUGUUUUUUUAAAGAGAUGAAGUGACCCUUCCCCAUCCUCCUGGUGGGUAAGAACCCUCCCUUUUUUAUAUAUAUAUAUUAAAAAGUAAUUUAAAGCUUGCCCUUGCGGUAGUGCAAGGGCUUUCUAUACUAAUUAGCAAUGAUUGCUAAGGAAACGAGGAAUGUAGUGGUGUAGAAAGGGGUGAUUUUUAGUUGAUGUCUCAGAGCCAAGUCUCUCCUCGCCUUCCACUUCAGUCCUCAGAAGUGGAUGCGAUGACACACGCUGAAGUUUUUUAAGAAAAAGCUUUGUUUUUUUAAAAAAAAAAAUUGUAUCAUGUUUUUUCACAAGAAGGAGCGGAAUGGCCUUAUUCAGGGUCUCCGGAUUCCGGGGGUCGGUGGAGCGCCGGGAUGGUGCCCAUUCACAGAUGAUUUGCUUCUCAAGGGCUCUCAAACCUUUCGACAUGGAUGAACGUCACGCUGAGGCAGGAGGAGGAUCUGCUUGGGGCUGCCUGUGCCGGCUCUGCUGGAUCCCCGUGUUCUCCUGCACCUCUGCCUGGAUCCAGCGGCUCACACGUCCCUCUCCGGUCCUGCUGGAUCCCCCUGAUCUCCUGCACCUCUGCCUGGAUCCAGUGUCUCUUGUCCCUCACUGGCCCUGCUGGAUCCUCUGAUCUCCUGCACCUCUGCCUGGAUCCAGUGGCUCACGCAUCCCUCUCCGGCCCUGCUGGAUCCCCCUGAUCUCCUGCACCUCUGGAUGGAUUCAGUGGCUCACGCAUCCCUCUCCGGCCCUGCUGGAUCCCCCUGAUCUCCUGCACCUCUGCCUGGAUCCAGAGGCUCACACGUCCCUCUCCGGCCCUGCUGGAUCCCUCUGAUCUCCUGCACCUCUGCCUGGAUCCAGUGGAUCACACAUCCCUCUCUGGCCCUGCUGGAUCCCCCUGAUCUCCUGCACCUCUGGAUAGAUUCAGUGGCUCACACGUCCCUCUCCGGCCCUGCUGGAUCCCCCUGAUCUCCUGCACCUCUGGAUGGAUCCAGUGGCUCACACAUCCCUCUCUGGCCCUGCUGGAUCCCCCUGAUCUCCUGCACCUCUGCCUGGAUCCAGCGGCUAACGCAGCACAGUGGACGUACCUGUCUAUAUUAGACACUUCUCUCUCCUACCCCAGAUUUGUUUGGUUUUUUUUUUACCAGGAGGGGAAAACCCCCAAGUCUCGAGUUUCUUUUCAUGAUUUAGUAUUUAUGAAUUCUAUUUAAGUGUUGGGAUUUUCCUUUUCCAGGUAGUUACCGUCGAGGCGGGAGAGGGAGGGUGGGAUGUUUCUAUCUUGACCUUUGCUUUGUAAUGGGGUUUCAGAACUGCUUCUUUUCUGUGUGUGCGUGUUUCAAAGCGCCGGGUUUUCCUAUUUUUAACCACCUGAGCAGCUUUUCUCCAGCGCGGGGAUGGGGACCUCAUUUCCUGCCACACUGGACGGAAUCAGGGAACAACCGAUGCCGCCGGGUCAACACCGGGUGAUGGGAUGGAGAGUGGAUGGGAUGUCUCCAGUGAUGCUACCUAAGCAGGACAAUCAUCACCACUGGAACUCCACGAGGGGUGGCCCUGUCCCCGGGAAGAGCUCGUGCUGUGUGUGCCUGAUGUCCUUUCGGCUCUGUAACGCUUGUGGCUGGGGCUGUGGUGGGCACCAGGCCAGCUCUCGGACACGCAAUACAUGGUGUGCUGCCUACCCACCCGCCUGCCUCCUCUGUCCGUGCGUGGCGGGGCCCUGCCUGCUGCCACCUCCGUGUUUCUCUGUGUCACAAUUUAAGGCAGAAUAAGAGAAGUCAGAGGGAGAGUUUUACCAAUUUAACUCGAUCUCGCAAGAACAAAAUAAAUCACUCAGUUUCUCCGGUUACGGCAAACACUGAGCAGUCACGCCAGGAUGUUUGAUCGUGCCGAGCUUGCUCAACACCGUGGCACUUGAGUUCCUAUCAGCAACCUCAAAGACAAUUAAUCUUGUCCAGUUCGCUGAGUUUGAACCAGAACCUCCCUUUAAAUGCUCUUAACAGUUACUCGGAUUCCUGAGACUCGUACUUGUGAAAACAGGUCAAUUCUAUUAUAAACAAGUCUAUUAUAACAGUUUGUGA
This is a messenger RNA of Cuculus canorus (common cuckoo), 5163 nucleotides long. It is a transcript of the gene PIP5K1A, whose product is annotated as phosphatidylinositol-4-phosphate 5-kinase type 1 alpha. Gene Ontology annotation, molecular function: phosphatidylinositol kinase activity. The record is from RefSeq and is a predicted model, not a curated record. Gene Ontology annotation, biological process: phosphatidylinositol metabolic process. The transcript has 17 exons. The coding region runs from base 30 to 1817 and encodes 595 amino acids. NCBI's taxonomy places the organism in Eukaryota, Metazoa, Chordata, Aves, Cuculiformes, Cuculidae.